This is a messenger RNA of Echinops telfairi (small Madagascar hedgehog), 4326 nucleotides long. It is a transcript of the gene CAND1, whose product is annotated as cullin associated and neddylation dissociated 1. Gene Ontology annotation, biological process: SCF complex assembly; protein ubiquitination. The coding region runs from base 294 to 3986 and encodes 1230 amino acids. The transcript has 15 exons. Lineage: Eukaryota; Metazoa; Chordata; Mammalia; Afrosoricida; Tenrecidae. The record is from RefSeq and is a predicted model, not a curated record. Gene Ontology annotation, cellular component: nucleus.
UGAGUGAAGUAUCAGGCUCCUCGGAGAGGCCCCGCUGUCCUGCCCGCCGCCCAUGAGCUCUUUCUCCCGCGAGCUGCGCCGUCGUUAGGCCGGCCCCGUAGCCCCUGCUUCCCCCGGGAUAGGUCCUCGCCUCGCCGGGGAGGGGGCAACCCGUCGAGGCCCCUCCCUGUUUAGCGUCGGCGUCGCUCUGCGACCCUGGAAGCGGGAGCCGCUGCAAGCGAGAGGAGGAGCCCCAGCAGCAGCGGCGGGCAGUAGCUCCGGCAGCGCCAGCGGGCGGGAUCGCGGCCGUCAACAUGGCGAGCGCCUCGUACCACAUCUCCAAUUUGCUGGAGAAAAUGACAUCCAGCGACAAGGACUUCAGGUUUAUGGCUACAAAUGAUUUGAUGACAGAAUUGCAGAAAGAUUCCAUCAAGUUGGAUGAUGAUAGUGAAAGGAAAGUGGUGAAAAUGAUUUUGAAACUAUUGGAAGAUAAAAAUGGAGAGGUCCAGAAUUUAGCUGUCAAGUGUCUUGGCCCUCUCGUGAGUAAAGUGAAGGAGUACCAAGUAGAAACAAUUGUAGAUACCUUGUGCACUAACAUGCUCUCUGAUAAAGAACAGCUUCGGGAUAUUUCGAGUAUUGGCCUUAAAACAGUCAUUGGAGAACUUCCUCCAGCUUCCAGUGGCUCUGCAUUAGCUGCUAAUGUAUGUAAAAAGAUUACUGGACGUCUUACCAGUGCAAUAGCCAAGCAGGAAGAUGUUUCUGUUCAGCUGGAAGCCUUGGAUAUUAUGGCUGAUAUGUUGAGCAGGCAAGGAGGACUUCUUGUUAAUUUCCAUCCUUCAAUUUUGACCUGUCUACUCCCCCAGUUGACCAGUCCGCGACUUGCAGUGAGGAAAAGAACCAUUAUUGCUCUUGGCCACCUAGUUAUGAGCUGUGGAAAUAUAGUUUUUGUAGAUCUCAUUGAACAUCUAUUGUCAGAGCUGUCCAAAAAUGAUUCCAUGUCAACAACAAGAACCUACAUUCAAUGUAUAGCUGCUAUUAGUAGGCAAGCCGGUCAUAGAAUAGGUGAAUACCUUGAGAAGAUAAUUCCUUUGGUGGUAAAAUUUUGUAAUGUAGAUGAUGAUGAAUUAAGAGAGUACUGUAUUCAAGCCUUUGAAUCAUUUGUGAGAAGAUGUCCUAAGGAAGUGUAUCCUCAUGUUUCUACCAUUAUAAAUAUUUGUCUCAAAUAUCUUACCUAUGACCCAAAUUAUAAUUAUGAUGAUGAAGAUGAAGAUGAAAAUGCUAUGGAUGCUGAUGGUGGUGAGGAUGAUGACCAAGGGAGUGAUGAUGAAUACAGUGAUGAUGAUGACAUGAGUUGGAAAGUGAGACGUGCAGCUGCUAAGUGCUUGGAUGCUGUCGUUAGCACAAGACAUGAAAUGCUUCCAGAAUUCUACAAGACCGUUUCUCCAGCAUUAAUAUCCAGAUUUAAAGAGCGGGAAGAGAACGUAAAGGCAGAUGUUUUCCAUGCAUACCUUUCCCUUUUAAAGCAAACUCGUCCUGUGCAAAGCUGGCUUUGUGACCCUGAUGCCAUGGAACAAGGAGAGACACCUUUGACAAUGCUUCAGAGUCAGGUUCCUAACAUUGUUAAAGCUCUUCACAAGCAGAUGAAAGAAAAAAGUGUGAAGACCCGACAGUGCUGUUUUAACAUGUUAACCGAACUGGUAAAUGUAUUGCCUGGGGCUCUAACGCAACACAUUCCUGUACUUGUACCAGGAAUCAUUUUCUCAUUGAAUGAUAAAUCAAGCUCAUCGAACUUGAAGAUCGAUGCUUUGUCCUGCCUGCAUGUAGUUCUCUGUAACCACGCCCCUCAAGUCUUCCACCCUCACGUUCCGGCUGUGGUCCCUCCGGUGGUGGCUUGCGUUGGAGACCCAUUUUACAAGAUUACAUCAGAAGCACUUCUUGUUACACAACAGCUUGUCAAAGUCAUCCGUCCUUUAGAUCAGCCUUCCUCCUUUGAAGCAACUCCUUACAUCAAAGAUUUAUUUACCUGUACCAUUAAGAGGUUAAAAGCAGCUGACAUUGAUCAGGAGGUCAAGGAAAGGGCUAUUUCCUGUAUGGGACAAAUUAUUUGCAACCUAGGAGACAAUUUGGGUUCUGACUUGCCUAACACACUUCAGAUUUUCUUGGAGAGACUAAAGAAUGAGAUUACCCGAUUAACUACAGUAAAAGCAUUGACUCUGAUUGCUGGCUCACCUUUGAAGAUAGAUUUGAGGCCUGUCUUGGGAGAAGGGGUUCCUAUCCUUGCUUCAUUUCUCAGGAAAAACCAGAGAGCUUUGAAACUGGGUACCCUUUCUGCCCUUGAUAUUCUCAUUAAAAACUACAGCGACAGCUUGACAGCUGCCAUGAUUGAUGCGGUUCUAGAUGAGCUCCCACCCCUUAUCAGUGAAAGUGAUAUGCAUGUUUCUCAGAUGGCUAUCAGUUUUCUUACCACCUUGGCAAAAGUGUAUCCCUCUUCCCUUUCAAAGAUAAGUGGAUCCAUUCUCAAUGAACUCAUUGGACUCGUGAGAUCACCCUUGUUGCAGGGAGGAGCUCUUAGUGCCAUGCUAGACUUUUUCCAAGCUCUGGUUGUCACUGGGACAAAUAACCUAGGCUACAUGGAUUUGCUGCGCAUGCUGACAGGUCCAGUUUACUCUCAGAGUACAGCUCUUACUCACAAGCAGUCGUAUUAUUCCAUUGCCAAAUGUGUAGCUGCCCUUACUCGAGCUUGUCCUAAAGAGGGGCCAGCUGUAGUAGGUCAGUUUAUUCAAGAUGUCAAGAACUCGAGGUCUACGGAUUCCAUUCGUCUUUUAGCUCUGCUCUCUCUGGGAGAAGUUGGACAUCAUAUUGACUUAAGUGGGCAACUGGAACUGAAAUCUGUAAUCUUAGAAGCUUUCUCAUCUCCUAGUGAAGAAGUUAAAUCGGCUGCAUCCUAUGCAUUAGGCAGCAUUAGUGUGGGCAACCUUCCUGAGUAUCUGCCAUUUGUCUUACAAGAAAUAACCAGUCAACCUAAGAGGCAGUAUCUUUUGCUUCAUUCAUUGAAGGAGAUCAUUAGCUCUGCAUCAGUGGUAGGCCUGAAACCCUAUGUCGAAAAUAUCUGGGCCUUACUGCUAAAGCACUGUGAAUGUGCAGAAGAAGGAACUAGAAAUGUUGUUGCUGAAUGUCUCGGCAAGCUCACUCUGAUUGAUCCAGAAACACUCCUGCCACGGCUUAAGGGUUACUUGAUAUCAGGCUCCUCGUAUGCCCGAAGCUCAGUGGUUACAGCUGUUAAAUUUACAAUUUCUGAUCAUCCACAACCUAUUGAUCCACUGUUAAAGAAUUGCAUAGGUGAUUUCCUUAAAACAUUGGAAGACCCAGAUUUGAAUGUAAGAAGAGUUGCCUUGGUGACAUUCAACUCAGCUGCCCAUAACAAACCAUCAUUAAUAAGAGAUCUUUUAGAUACCGUUCUUCCACAUCUUUACAAUGAGACAAAAGUUAGAAAGGAACUUAUAAGAGAGGUAGAAAUGGGUCCAUUUAAACACACCGUGGAUGAUGGCCUGGAUAUCAGGAAGGCCGCUUUUGAGUGUAUGUACACCCUUCUAGACAGUUGUCUUGAUAGGCUCGAUAUCUUUGAAUUUCUAAAUCAUGUUGAAGAUGGUUUGAAGGAUCAUUAUGAUAUUAAGAUGCUAACAUUUUUAAUGUUGGUAAGACUCUCUACCCUCUGUCCAAGUGCAGUACUGCAGAGGUUGGACCGACUUGUUGAGCCACUACGUGCCACAUGUACAACUAAGGUUAAGGCCAACUCGGUGAAGCAGGAGUUUGAGAAGCAAGAUGAACUAAAGCGGUCUGCCAUGAGGGCAGUAGCAGCACUGCUGACCAUUCCAGAAGCAGAGAAGAGCCCUUUGAUGAGCGAAUUCCAAUCGCAGAUCAGCUCUAACCCAGAGCUGGCGGCCAUCUUUGAAAGUAUCCAAAAAGAUUCGUCAUCCACUAAUUUGGAGUCAAUGGACACUAGUUAAAUGUUUGUUCAAUGCGGGGACCAUUACAUUGACCCUGUGAUGCACUGAAUUGACAGGUUAAUCAUAAGAGAUGGAAAGAGAAGUGUCUAAAGACUUCAAAAUGUUCCAUUUGCCCCCCUUCAUGAAGACAGUUUGGCUUUCUUCCAUUGUUGCUUUUGUAGCAUUUAUUUCAGAAACACGUAUUUCCAUAAGCCAGAGGUUGUAAAACCACUAAUGUUUUAGUGGUUUAGGACAUUUUAAAUGGAAACUAAAAGUUAAGAUUUAUGGACUAUGGAGAUAAGGUCCACUCUCUAUUUACCCUGUAACAAACAUUUAGGAUUAAAAUGUUGAAAUUUUGUGA